AUGGUUUUUCCCGGAGGAAGGACUUUGACUCAACUCCCUACCGCACAUACGAGGGGACGACGGUCGGCUAUCGACGAUGGUGACCCCGCUAUUAGCAAUGAUCCUCCUUCGGGUCUUGACGAUCCCGACCCAUUUCCCUCUCCUCUCGUACUUCCGGUCGACGGCGACCACGUUCCGCCAAAAAACUAUAAGGAACGGUAUGCCCGAAAGAAGCUCAAUCAGUGGGCGCGGUGGAAGAAUGUCACAGUCCCCGAGUUGAUCAACUUGUGUAUGGAUUAUCUCGCCGCAACCGCGAACCUGAGACUCGACACACCAUUGCCUCUCGUCUGCACCUGCAGAGGUGCAAGUAAAGAUAUGCAGAUUACCGCCGUAUAUACAGAUCACCUCGAAUACCUAAAUCUCACGACAUGCUCAUGCAUUUCCGCUGCUCAGCGGCUGAUGAGUAUUGGAUUGUUUCCGAGUGCACCCCAGGUGCCAUCCCUUGCUUUCGAUCUCAAUAUGCUUGAACUGGUAUCGACACUGUUCCUGCAUACGGCGCCAAACGUGACAGCAUGGGCCACCACGCUGGAAACGUUCCUUGGCAUCAGGGCCUACAAAUUGACGACACGGGACUCCAUUCGACGACGAUUUGGCAAUGCCCUACGUUGGUAUAAUUAUCUCGUGGAUUGCGUGAGCAAGAAGAUCGACCAAACACUAGAAGUAUCUCGGCAGGAAGCGCUGAAACAGCGCGAAGACGAGCAUACCGCGGACCUUCCCCAUAUCAGCUUUGAGGACAAGUGUCCCUCAAAAGAAACGGCCUCUGGCCCUAUUAACUCAAAUGGCAGUCAUGUCGACGAGAGCACGCGUCCCAGCUCGUAUCUUCGAUCCAGGUGCAUUUUGUGCUUUGCGGGGAGAGAUGGACACGACUCAUCAAUGCCCGUCGAUGUGGUUGUCUGCCUUGACGCGUGCUUCUCACAAAAGAGAUGGAUUCCCUCCACCCGACGAGCCGAACGGGGGGAAAGGCGAGAUCCGGUCAAGAUGCAUCCUUCGUCAGUGUUUCUCUCGGAAGAGGAAGUGCAGACAUCCAGCAAGUCUACCAGUUUGACGUCAUCUCCGAGCAAGCGAAAAAACCGAGAAUUUGCGGAGCCGGAAUCCGCUAUCGACGAGUGUGAAGGCCCCCUACGGGUACCAAAUUCUGUGCUCGAUGGGUGCGAGUCAUCGUUCAAAGCCGCCGACGAGGAGCGGGAGAAGGCAAGCACUCAAUUCUUCGACGACACCGGUUUGAUGGCGUUAAUGUGCCGUCAUGAUCGCGUACUGUGGCUGGCCAACAUGUCGACCCCCGGAGAACGCCAACAUUACCCGCUCGCACUUCUUAAGAAGCUAUUUCAAAACCUGCCCGUAACGUGGACUGUGGGCGUCCUUUACGACAUCGGUUGUCAGCUCCACAGAAGCUGCUACAAGUGGGGUUUUCUGCCCGAGUAUCGCGAGCGUAUCCGUUUUGGAAUCUCCGUCUUCCACGCAUACGGUCAUCAGUGGCCCUGUCAAGUUAUCUAUCAUCCCCGCAAAUGCGUCGGUUUUGGCUUCACGGACGGCGAAAGUUGUGAACGCUUCUGGAGCUUGAUCGCCCACCUCGUCGCCGUACUCAGAGUCUGUGGUUAUCAUCAACGGCUCUAUAUUCUCGAUUCCCAAAUCCAUCAUUUAGACUCAGUGCACCGUCUAUCGCUCGCGGAUUGGCUUGCGAAGAAAUUCACUACUUGCCAAGAGCGACUGGCGGCAGCUCAAGAGGAGCUCACGCGGUGUAACGUCGGCAUCGAGGCACUACGGUGCGAAUGGGAUGCGCAGCAAGCAUCUCAGACAAAACCCUUAGAACGUACGUCAAUGAAUGCAGCUGACAAAGAUAUUGAUCACAUCCUCAAUCUCGAGCAGAUCAUCCGAAUCCUCGAAAAGCAAAUGAAGCAGCUUGAGACGUCCAUAUUGGCUGGAGAGUCCACUGACGAGACACGUAUGCAACUCACUGAAGUCGAAGAUCGUCUUGCACGAACACAAUUGAGUGCGAAGAAGUAUCGGGCCAAACUGGAUAUUCAAACUCGUUCAAAAGUAGACCGUCUACGCGGGAACCAAUAUCUCAACAAUCGCGUGAAUGCCUUGGCUCUGAAGACUCGGAUCCGCGAUCGAUUGCGUCAGCGCAAAUUCGAGUUUUCGCGAGUCGACCGCGUAUCUCGCACUCAUGCAUCUCAGUCCUCUCGCAAGUAUUCCCUUAUGAGAACUCUAGGCGCACAUGCAACGAACGCGAUACAACAACGGGAACCCGGCAUACAAGCACUGGCGCGGCGUUAUAACACGCUUUGUAUAGAGAUGUCUGAUCUCAUCAAACGAGGAGCUGCACCGCCAGGCGCCCAGGCUCCAACUCCCAUCGACGUCAAGAGUCUCUGGAACCUUGAUGUUGACGAUCCCAUAUGGCAUGACACCGGAUUGAUGGACGAAGACCUCGGUGAGGAAGCAUACCCGCGAUGGUUCGCAGAUGAUGCGGUGCGCAAAGGGAUACGAGCUAUGCUUGAGAUUGACCGAUGCAAUGAAGAGCUCGCACGCUUGAGGAAGGAGAGAACGACGCUGCAGGAAUGGCUUCAGGAUGAAUGGGCUGCAACUGCAGACGCGAUCGCACGCCACGCAAGGGAGCCAGGGCUUCGCAACCAGCUUCAACUACGUCAAGACAAACUCCUCCGGCUUGCCGUUACCUGGCGGCGCCGCGUAGGGGAUUUCAAGGGGGUUCGCGACUGGGAUUCUUCCUGGGGACCC
This is a messenger RNA of Punctularia strigosozonata HHB-11173 SS5, 2775 nucleotides long. RefSeq lists its product as uncharacterized. The transcript has 11 exons. The annotation marks the transcript as partial. The record is from RefSeq and is a predicted model, not a curated record. Lineage: Eukaryota; Fungi; Basidiomycota; Agaricomycetes; Corticiales; Punctulariaceae.